Amaranthus tricolor (Joseph's coat) is the source of this 4781-nucleotide messenger RNA. RefSeq names its product DExH-box ATP-dependent RNA helicase DExH5, mitochondrial. Gene Ontology annotation, molecular function: ATP binding; RNA binding. The coding region runs from base 251 to 3925 and encodes 1224 amino acids. NCBI's taxonomy places the organism in Eukaryota, Viridiplantae, Streptophyta, Magnoliopsida, Caryophyllales, Amaranthaceae. Gene Ontology annotation, cellular component: intracellular anatomical structure; nucleus. The record is from RefSeq and is a predicted model, not a curated record. The transcript is spliced from 19 exons.
CGGUAACAGAUGCACAUUUGGGUGGCGUGUAAUCUUGAAGAGUGCACCGAGCUUGACAAAGAAAAGUGAAAUUGAGAUUGAAAUUUGUUCUUCAUUUCAUCACUCUUGAGUGACACCCAACAUCCAAUUCCAAACCCAGAAUCAUCAAUUCAUCUUCACCCCCAAUUUCUUCUCUUUUCUUUCACUUAAUAAACCCUAAUUUCAUCUUCUUCACUAAUUCAAUUUUGGAGUUGAUUAAUUUUCCUGGAUUAUGAAGGAUCGACCGCAAUCAUCUGUGUACGUGCCGCCGCACCAGAGACUAAGGUCUCUCAUCACCGUUCCUCCUCUCAAUGGCUCUAAAUAUUAUCAUCAGGGUUUCACUCCAAUCCCUAGUUCUAGUCCUAAUGAUGGAAGAAAUAGUCCUGUUAAUUUCUCUGUUCAAAAGAAUCAUAAUCAAGAUACUGCAACUGGUGGGGAUUUUCAGUUUAAUUCAAAGCAAGAGACUAAUGUUUAUGGCACUGCAUGGGAUUCCAAUGGGAAUGGGGAUGAGAAUUUGACUUUUGAAAGCUUCCAUUACAAGUUUUACACCCCACCAACGAACUACGCCUUACAUGUUGAUCGUCAACAUAGUGAUUCUCAGCGUAGUUCUGCUGUCAAUACGGUAUCUGAAGUAGGAUCUCACCGAGAUUUUGUUGAGUUUGAGCCCUCUUCAUAUGCUUUUGGGUGUGCUUCAGUUGCUGAUAAUGUGGAGCACUGGAAACAAAAGUUGACCAUGCUUCUACGAGACAAAGAUAAGCAAGAAUUGCUAUCGAGGGAGAAAAAGGAUCGUCGUGACUUUGAUCAAAUAGCUACUGUUGCAAAUAAGAUGGGUUUGUAUAGUCAUUCAUAUGUCAAAGUAGUUGUGUUUAGUAAAAGUCCGCUGCCUAAUUACAGAUUUGAUCUUGAUGAGAAACGUCCCCUAAGAGAGGUUUCGAUAGAUUCAAAUUUGCAGAAAAGAGUGGAUGCCCAUCUUGCUGAGUACCUUUCUAAAAAAUCUAAAAGUGCAAAUGUUUUACAAGAUAAUGGGUUCUCAAGAUCAAGCAGUAGUGGUAGCAUUACUAAUGAUGAUGGUUUCUUUGAGCAACCAGAACCUUUGAAUCUUAGCAGUUCUGUUAUGGAAAGAAUUAUUAGGCGAAGGCACUUGCAGCUUCAUGAUCAGCAGCUUGCUUGGCAGAACUGCCCUGAAGGGAGGAAAAUGUUGGAGUUUCGCAGAAGCCUUCCUGCGUAUAAGGAGAGAGAUGCACUGUUGACAGCCAUUGAAUGUAAUCAGGUCAUCAUUGUCUCUGGGGAAACAGGGUGUGGUAAAACCACACAAAUACCACAAUUCAUUUUGGAGUCCGAAAUAGAAUCUAGCCGUGGAGCUUUGUGUAGUAUUAUAUGUACUCAGCCAAGACGAAUAUCAGCAUUGUCAGUGGCUGAAAGGGUUGCUGCAGAGCGAGGGGAGAAAUUGGGAGAAUCUGUUGGUUAUAAAGUUCGACUAGAAGGUAUAAAAGGAAGAGAUACGCGGCUUCUGUUUUGUACCACUGGCAUCUUGUUGAGGAGAUUGCUUGUUGACAGGACUUUGAAGGGAGUAACUCAUGUUAUCAUGGAUGAAAUUCAUGAACGUGGCAUGAAUGAAGAUUUUCUUCUUAUUGUUCUUAAAGAGCUACUUCCUCGUAGACCAGAGUUAAAGUUGAUUUUGAUGAGUGCAACUUUAGAUGCUGAGCUUUUCUCGUCUUAUUUUAGUGGUGCUCCCUUGGUCAACAUCCUGGGAUUCACCUACCCUGUUCAAACUCAUUUCCUAGAAGACAUACUGGAAAAGUCUGGAUAUAAAUUGACUCCUUACAAUCAGAUAGAUGAUUAUGGUUCAGAUAGAUUGUGGAAGAUGAACAAACAAGGCUUCAGGAAAAGAAAGAGCCAAAUUGCAACUGUUGUUGAGGAUGCACUUGCUGCUGCUGACUUCAGAGAGUAUAGCUCACAGACUAGGGAGUCUUUAUCUUGUUGGAAUCCAGAUUCAAUGGGCUUUAAUCUCAUCGAAAAUCUAUUAUGCAAUAUUUGUGAAAAUGAAGUGGCUGGUGCUGUUUUAGUUUUCAUGACUGGUUGGGAUGACAUUAGUUCACUUAAGGAUAAACUCCAAGCUCAUCCCAUCUUGGGAGAUCCAAGUAGAGUCUUGUUGCUUGCUUGUCAUAGUUCUAUGGCAAGUUCAGAACAGAGAUUGAUAUUUGAGAAACCAGACACUGGUGUGCGCAAAAUUUUGCUGGCGACUAAUAUUGCAGAGACCAGUAUCACUAUUGAUGAUGUGGUUUUUGUUGUUGACUGUGGUAAGGCAAAGGAGACAUCUUAUGACGCCUUAAAUAAUACUCCUUGCUUGCUUCCUUCUUGGAUUUCGAAGGUUUCUGCUCAACAGAGAAGAGGAAGGGCUGGUCGUGUUCAACCCGGAGAAUGUUACCAUCUAUAUCCAAGAUGUGUAUAUGAUGCCUUUACUGAGUAUCAGCUUCCUGAAAUCCUGAGGACACCUCUGCAGUCACUCUGUUUGCAGAUAAAGAGUUUAAAACUUGGCAGUAUAUCUGAAUUUCUGUCAAGAGCUCUACAGUCACCGGAACCAUUGGCGGUUCGAAAUGCUAUAGAAUAUUUGAAGGUCAUUGGGGCUUUGGAUGCAAAUGAAAAUCUCACCGUUUUAGGUCGGUAUCUCACAUUGCUACCAAUGGAGCCAAAACUUGGGAAGAUGCUUGUGUUAGGUGCUAUUUUCAAUUGUCUGGAUCCUGUGUUGACUGUUGUUGCUGGCCUUAGUGUAAGAGAUCCCUUUUUAACACCCAUGGAUAAAAAAGAUCUUGCAGAAGCUGCUAAAGCUCAAUUCUCCCAUGAUAAUAGUGACCAUUUGGCGCUUGUUCGUGCUUAUGAUGCGUGGAAGAGUGCCGAGAAAGAGUAUGGUGGCUAUGACUACUGCUGGAAAAAUUUUCUCUCAGUACAGUCCAUGAAAGCUAUUGACUCUCUUCGAAGAGAAUUCUAUGCUUUGUUAAAGGGUAGUGGACUAGUUGAUGAUAACCAAUCUUCCUUCAACGUAUGGAGACAUGACGACAAACUUGUCCGUGCAGUUAUAUGUUAUGGGUUAUAUCCUGGAAUCUGUUCCGUUGUGCAAAACGAGAAGUCAUUAUCAUUAAAGACAAUGGAGGAUGGGCAGGUGCACUUGUAUUCGAAUUCCGUCAAUGCUCGUGAGGAAAGAAUACCAUAUCCAUGGCUUGUUUUCAAUGAGAAAAUGAAAGUUAACUCAAUUUUCCUCCGUGAUUCGACUGCAGUGUCAGACACUGUGGUUUUAUUGUUUGGAGGAAACAUUGUCAAAGGGGAAUCGGAUGGGCAUCUAAAAAUGCUGGGAGGAUACUUGGAAUUUUUCAUGAAACCCGUGUUGGCAGAAACAUACUUGAACCUCAAGAGAGAAUUGGAGAAUUUCAUACAGUUGAAACUCCUAAAUCCUAGAAUGGAUGCAUGUGCUUAUCAAGACCUUCGGUCUGCUGUGAGGCUACUAGUUUCGGAGGAUAAAUGUGAUGGUCGGUUUGUGUUUUGCCGCCAGAAUCUUAAGCCAACUGUUACUAAAACUCUGGUCUCACCUACAGUUCCAGCAUUGUCCUCUAGAACGCGAAGUGGACCUGGUGGCGAUAACUCAAAGAGUCAGCUUCAAACGUUAGUUACUAGGGCGGGGUAUACUGCUCCUACUUAUGUAGUGAAGCAACUGUCGAAUAGUCAGUUUAGAGCUACCGUUGAAUUUAAUGGAAUGCAGAUCAUGGGACGACCUUGCAACAACAAGAAGAAUGCGGAGAAAGAUGCAGCUGCCGAAGCUCUAGAUUGGCUUAUGAAUGGGACCCAGAUGGGUAAUGAACAUGUUAAUCACAUGUCAAUAUUGCUGAAAAAGAGCAAGAAGUCUCACAACUGAUGCUGAUAUUUAUAUGCUGCAUUGGGAGGUACUUAUGCGCUCAAGCCCGAUCUUUGCCAACAUAGCAUGCCGAGACCUGAGAUUUUGCAGUUGUAUGGUCAGAUCAAUUUGUUAUUGGUGCUUACCGCGCAUGUUGAUGGAAAAAAAAACAUGGGAAGUUCCGGCAUAUUCAAUCGGAAAAAUUGGGGGCUCCAUGUUUAUAUUGUCCAGCAAUUUUGAGAACAAGCUGUACAAAACAUGAUAGCUGAAGUUCGAUCUGUUACUUACAGGCACUUGAUGGCAAUGCCUGCUAUUUUUGACUGUAUAUUUUGGUUUGAAAGAAAUGGUGUGGAAGGCAAUGAUUUCGGGAUGUGGAUGAGGUGCCGGAAUGGCCUGAAAAAUAGAUGUGCUUCAUUUUCACAGCUGAAAAUGCCCCAUCUUUGGUAGAAUAUGUGUGAAAGUUAAGUGGAAAGCUAUGUCUGCAGUGUAUUCCCUUUGUCUCGUUGAAUUUUGCCCUAUUAUGUGAAUCCAAAAGCGAGCUUUUUGGGUAUAAUGUAGCGAUUUUAAAAGAUAGAGGAGUAAAGUGCAGCUAAUGAAGAUUCAGGUAAAGGUGCUGGUGAUGAUUCAUUUGUACAGAACAUGAUUAGUGCCUCAUUACCAAUUAAUAUCUAAUUAACCUGUCCAUCUCAUUCAUGCUCUUGCUAUUGCUCCCUUCUAAGUUUUAAUGUUAUAUGUAUUUUGAAAUUUCUAUAAUUAUCUUUUUUUUAUUUCUAUUAUUAUCUUGAGAUAUUAAUAUUUGUAUAUGAUAGACGAACAAAUUUUAGAAUUCAGAAAGUGAUUUUUUUAGUCUUUCCUUAUAAAGUCAAAUUUUUGUUUA